AGGCGCGCCUCGCUCCGGGACCAUGCACCCCUUCAACAGGCAGCACGGCAGCCGGCUGCGGCCCCGGACCAGCCCAGAUCGACAUGGGCGCCUAUCUCCGGACGACCGGAGAUUAGACGACAGCCUGCUGGACGCUGAUCUGUUCCCGUCGAAGACGGCCGGGAGCAGCCCGCUGGCCGCGAGGCGCAGUCUGCCGCACGACCAGGACAUUCUGCGCGCCAAGGAGCAGGUGCUCGUGGGCUCGCUCAGUCGAGGCUCCUGCUGCGAGGACAAGGACAACUCCCAGAGGCUGGGGCCCAACACGCAGGACAUGUUCGAGGUGCUCAGGACCGCUUCGCGAGCCCGCGCCGGCAGCAAUGCACAGCCGAACCACUUCGGAUCCAACCUCUUUAACUUGGUGGCAAACAUCACCUUGAAAGUUGAUGGCUGCAAAGGCGAGUUUACUCCACUUACAUGUGCCAGUUAUUCUGAAGAUAAGCCCGAUAUUACGAAUUCGGGUGAUAAAAACACUGAUAUAAACACUUCAGAGGAGAUUUUUAAAGAAAUGGAAAAUGACAAAAAAAGUAGUGUUAAAGGAAUAUGCUGCUCUCAUUAUGGUGAUUACAAUUUUAAUAAGGAGGGCCAAGAAAUGACAGACGACAAUAGAGGUGCUCAAGAAUGUAUCACUGUUCCUUUGAAUCCUUCGUGCUCGGGUUGUAUGCGAGAGACCGAGUUGGAGUCAUCAUCCAAAGAGUGCAGCUCUAGUUCAAGCAAUGUUGAGCCACAUCAUCACCAGUUCAGUGACAAUGAAAUUAGUUCGGAAAAUGCAUCAUCGGUUUAAAUUGAACCACAACAAUUUCGGCUAAAGUGGUGUUGAUCUUCUCCCUGAUGCUCCUGCAGAAAGUAUUCCUCUGCUCUAACCCACCAUUUGGGAGUGCGAACCAGUCUUGAUCUCCCACUGCACUGCCGUGUUGCUCAAGAAAGUAAUCUUAGGCUCUCUUCCCAAACAUUCAGUCCUCAGGGGGUAGAACAGUCAUUCACGUUCAACAUGCAUCACAACUUUCUCUCCGAUUUGGUCUAGGAAGGAGUAAGUGAAAUGUACGUGUUCCAAGGAAAUUGUGUUAAACGCUGUACUAUUCUUUCUUAUCGGAUAUCAUUCAGAACAUUUAAGAUAUUUCUAAAGUUUUUUUUAAUAAUUACACAGUUAAUAAUAUAUUUUUGCAAUGAAACUGUAGCUUUGUGUAUUGUAUGGUGCAAAUAAAUGAAAAAGUUAGUUGAAUGCCACCACCAUGUGAAAAUAAUAACAAAAAUUUUCCAUAAAGAA
Molecule: messenger RNA, 1303 nt
Organism: Bacillus rossius redtenbacheri
Lineage: Eukaryota; Metazoa; Arthropoda; Insecta; Phasmatodea; Bacillidae
Exons: 2
Coding region: 23-820 (265 amino acids)
Source: RefSeq, a predicted model, not a curated record